Cyprinodon variegatus (sheepshead minnow) is the source of this 1060-nucleotide messenger RNA. RefSeq names its product organic solute transporter subunit alpha-like. The record is from RefSeq and is a predicted model, not a curated record. Bases 38 to 1024 code for a protein of 328 amino acids. NCBI's taxonomy places the organism in Eukaryota, Metazoa, Chordata, Actinopteri, Cyprinodontiformes, Cyprinodontidae. The transcript is spliced from 8 exons. Gene Ontology annotation, molecular function: transporter activity. Gene Ontology annotation, biological process: transport.
UUUUUGAAAAAGCUUUUAAGAGGAAGACCUGGUCAACAUGGAUGAAGACUUCAGACGAACCAUAGAGCCAGAGUGUUUACUGGAGCCUCCACUGGCUCUGGACAUGAUCAACCGACUAGAUGUUUUUGAGUUUGGACUCUAUUUCGUGCUCACCUUUAUGUCCUGUGUUUCCCUGCUUUUGUUCCUGGAGCAGUGUUUGUUUAUUUACAAACACCUGCCUUAUCCCAAGAAGACGAUCGUCAUCUGGAUUAGUGGUGUGUCACCAAUCAUCGCCACCAUGGCCUGCUUCGGGUUGUGGAUUCCUCGUGCAGUGAUGAUCACAGACAUGACGUCAGCAUGUUAUUUUUCAGUUGUGGUGUACAAGAUUUUGGGUUUGCUGAUUGAGGAGUUUGGAGGCUCCACUCCUUUUCUAAAAAUAUUUGCUGGUAAAAACUUCAAGAUCAGCGUAGGACCCUGCUGCUGCUGCUGCCCCUGUUUACCUCUCGUACCGAUGUCACGAAAGAUGUUAUUCCUGCUGAAGUUGGGAUCUCUACAGUAUGCAAUCCUAAAACCAGUUUUCUCUAUCAUUUCUGUAAUUCUCUGGAGAAAUGCCAUCUAUGAUCCCACAAAUCUAGGGAUCAGAAGUGCAACCCUUUGGAUCAACCUGUCUGUUGGUGUUCUCACCGUAAUUUCCCUUUGGCCAGUCGGCAUCGUCUUCAUGAACCUUAACAUCCUUUUACGCAGCGUGAAAAUUAUUCCCAAGUAUGCAAUGUACCAACUCACAUUUGUGCUGACCCAGCUGCAGACAUCAAUCAUCAACAUCCUGGCUGCAAACGGAUGCAUCGCCUGCUCCCCUCCUCUCUCCUCUCAGUACCGCGGAUUUAUGUUAAGUCAGAAGAUGCUGAUCAUGGAGAUGUUCAUCAUAAGCCUUUUCACCCGGUAUUUAUACCGUCGCUUGUACGAUCCAGUUGAAAUUGAGGAGCAAGAGAUUGUGCUGAACCACAAGGCAAUCGUGCAGGCUCCUCUGGAGGAGCAUGAUGUUUAAAGAAGACCAGGAAUGUCAACGCUUUCAACUAACAUA